UCCUAUCAGAGCGCAGUAUUUUAUAUGACAAGCCUGAAGAGACAGUUGAUUUUUCUAACUACAGUCUGUGCAGUCAUGAAGAUGAUCGGUAAUAUGUGAUGCAAAGUGAAGUCGAGACGCCUUCUAUAUAAAGCUUCCAUUGCAGGACCUAUAAGUGAGCAGUUGGAUACCAGCAGAAGGUGUGGGGUUAAUCAGGUGCCUGGGAGAUCACAAAAGAAGAGGAGCUGGAUGUAUGAGAAGGCUUCAUGGGCCUAAAUGACCAUCUGGAGGAUGGAACUGGCCACAUGCUCAGUCUGGGGCUGUAUCUGGACUAUCUCCAUGUGGAUGGUGCUGAGAGGCAGGCAGCCCCACAUAUUCUGAAAGCUUCUGAAGUCUUGCAGGUCAGAGGUGCUGUCCAAAGCAGGAGCAGUUACAGUAUUGGUGGGAGCACAAAUAGUCUAAGUACAAAUUUGAGUUAUCGCAGCAGCAGCAGCAGCUGCAGUAUUUUUUCUGAGGAGAGUGCUCUUUCCGACAAUGAUGAAGAACAACAUCAGACUGGCUUUGAUUCUGGACUUGAAAUCUCCCACCAAGGUCAGCUUCGCUUACCCCGAAACUCUUUCUUACAGUGUAAACAGGUCAGGCUGGACCUGGCACCAAACCUGUCCACAGGAGAACCACCACAGUCAGAAGCAUUAGCUCCUGCUGACCCCAUUUCAGACUGUCGCACCAAGGUUGAGUUUGCUCUCAAGCUAGGCUACUCUGAGGAGCUGGUUCUGCUGGUCCUGAGGAAACUGGGCCCAGAUGCACUUAUUAAUGACAUCCUGGGAGAGCUGGUCAAACUGGGAACCAAGACAGAUAUGGAACAGCUGAAAGGUCCAACUGUGUCCCAGUCUCCCUCCUCCUCUUUGUCAUCCUUGACCGCUAACUCUUCCCUGGAGUCCUGUCAGCUACAGUCCCCAUCACCCCUGCUGGAAGAUAAGGACAACUUUCGGCCUGUUGUCAUAGAUGGCAGCAACGUAGCAAUGAGUCAUGGAAAUAAGGAAGUGUUCUCCUGCCAAGGGAUUCAGCUGGCUGUUGAUUGGUUCUUGGAGCGAGGUCACCGUGAUAUCACAGUUUUUGUGCCAGCCUGGAGAAAGGAGCAGUCACGACCUGAUGCUCUUAUCACUGAUCAAGAUAUCCUGAGGCGACUAGAAAAAGGAAAGAUACUAGUUUUCACUCCAUCCCGACGUGUGCAGGGACGACGCGUGGUUUGUUAUGAUGAUAGAUUCAUCGUCAAACUGGCCUAUGAAUCAAAUGGCAUAAUUGUUUCCAAUGACAACUACCGAGACCUAGCCAAUGAGAAGCCAGAGUGGAAGAAGUUUAUUGACGAGCGCCUGCUGAUGUACUCCUUUGUAAAUGACAAAUUCAUGCCUCCAGAUGAUCCGCUUGGACGCCAUGGACCAAGCCUGGAAAAUUUUCUGAGGAAAAGGCCUGUUGCUCCUGAACCUAGGAAGCAGCCAUGUCCUUAUGGAAAGAAAUGCACAUAUGGCCACAAGUGUAAAUUCUACCACCCAGAGAGAAGUAGGCAGCCCCAGCGCUCAGUGGCUGAUGAGCUCCGUGCCAGUGCCAGAAUUUCAAUAGCUUCCAAAGGCCUGUUGGAACAUGCCCUGAUGGUCAAGAGCAAAAGUAGCUGUCAGCCAGAAGAGAUGCCUGAAGCAGAACCAGGACAUGGCAGUAAACUACCAAACCAGAGUCCUCGGAGUGUGCCCUCUGAUCUCACAGAGGACACAUUUCAGAUGUAUUCCAAUCUAGAAGGGUAUAAGGGAAGCAGUAUCAUUGGGGGUCAUACUUCGUCAGGGGGGUCCCAUUCAUCAGGACAUCUGGACAAGUGGGCACAACUUGAGGAAAGUAAUGGAGCUUACAGUUCAAAUUUAGUCGAAAAUAACAACAGAUACAAUUCACCAGAGGUGGGCUGCAGGUCUCUGGUAAAGGCCUUUUCAGGUCUCUGUCUUGUGGAGCCACAGACCCCAGAAAGCUGCUUAUCAGCCAGUCUGCAAGCAUGUUCCCUCCCAUCUGACUAUAGCAGUGAUGGCAGUAUUAGCUCAGAUUCUUUUUCCAAUGACUCUAUGUCAGACAAUAGCCCCAAGUGCCAAUAUCACCCUCCUCACUACCAUCAUCACUACAGUGACCCAUAUGGCCACGCUGCAAGCCGGGUUUCUUCUGGGAUGGGCCAGCAAUACCCUUAUGGUUAUUCUGUUACUCAAAGAUCGCAGAGAGAACAAGGAUCUGUCAUCUCUCACACAUCUCCAUGCCUCCGCAAGACCACUUCAGCAAACAUCCUACCACAGCAACGUCCACUGCUAAGCAACUAUCCAGGGGAACAGCCACCUUGUCUACCUCAAACAUCCACUGCUCAUCCUCAUUCUCAGAGCUCACCCUUCUGUCCCAGUGUGUUGACCUCUUGGGAAGGUGAACUCCAGGAUUCUACAAGACACAAAGGAUCACCACUUCAUUCCAGAAGGAACUACUCUGGAGUAACCCAAGAUCCUCAGCAUAAGACACACUGGGAUUCUGACCAGGAGCCAUCUAUCAAGACUUGCCAUGAUCUAUUUUCCUACAAGAGUUUUCCCCCACUUCACGGCAAGGGUUGGCAUUCUCCUUGGGGCCAGCAACUCCCAUCAUCCCCCAAUGGUCUCUCAGCUUUAAGUGUCUCACCACCCCCACAGCAGUUCCUAAGAUCCCUCAACACUCACAAGCGCCACUACUCGGGGCAUCUUUCCUCGGGUCAGUACCAGGACCUCAAGGAGAGGGUUUUUGUCAACUUAUGUGCCAUCUUCCCACCAGAUUUGGUGAAAAAGGUAAUGACCAAAAACCCUCAUGUGAUGGAUGCCCAGGAGCUUGCAGCCUCAAUUUUGAUGGAGAAAUUGCAGCAUGGUUCUUAAAAGCAGACAAUAGUGGAAGUACUUACAAUUACUGCCCUUGUCAGGUUAAUCCCUUGCAAUCAUCUCAGUAAUGAAAGCCUAUUUAAGUUUUUCAAUUUUAUGGUAUGUUUGCAAACAGAAGUUCUAAAAUUACUAUGUCCUUGUCUAAAUAUGUCUUUUACUUCAGCACUUAAGAUGAGGAAAGUUUAGGGUUCAACUAUUUUCCUUUUUGAUUCAUAAUGGACAGCCUAGGGGGACCUUUAAAGAGUGACACAGUUUGUCAUAUUUAUGUGUUACAUUUUAAGUUAUUUAAAUUGUUUUAAAAUUAAGUUUUUGGCACUUUCUGUUAUUGUGUGAGUUUUUGUCUCAGCUUUUCUUUAUAGGGGCAAUCAUAUGAGGGUGUACAUUAAACUGUCUGAGAUGUCGACUUAGCGGGCGUAAAAUAAUAUAUAUUUAUUUGUAUUCUUUUUCUUUUUUUACAUUGGAAAUGCAAUUAUGUUCUGAUUGCAUUUCGGCUUUAGUUGGCUCAACUUGUUGAUGUAGCGUUUCAAUCCGCUCCAACAGGUGCCACAUCAGUUGUUGUGAGAUGUGACGGAUUUCCCCCGCAGGGAAGUGAAACUCUAACAGUAACCACAAAAGAAGAUAGCAAAAACUCCACUUGAAAACCCCAAGCUGUUUUUUUACCACUGAGAAAGAGUUGUUUCCUCUGCUGGGACACCCCUGUCACCUCACUUGCUAGUUCAUCAUUAUUUAGCACAGAUUUGUUUUUUCUAAAAACCACACAAUUCUCCCUCUUUUUGAUGUUAUAAGUAUAUAAAUAUGCUAAAUCAUAUCAAACUAAUAGGUAAAAAUGUUAACACAAUGGGUUUUUUUUUAUUAUUUAAAAUGUGUUAAUUUAUUACCUUUUUUAUGUCUGUGGUGCAUAAAACAUCCCCCACUAGAGUUUAAUCUUACCCAGAUGUGGAAUAAUUUCAAACCACCUGAUCAUUUUCAGUAUCUGUUGAGUGUACCUUGUGCAAAGUAAAACUCACAGAUAAUCUGACCAGACAAACAGUAGCUAGAAAAUAGAAACAAACAGUUGUGGUAAAAAGAAAGUACAUCUUUCCAUCCUAUGGUUUUACAUAUCAUGAGAUGACAAUAAUCAGGUUUAGUAUUUAAAUCUGACCUCACAACAGAUUCAAAGCUUACAUUAUUUUUCUCAGUGGUGAAGCCAAAAUAGAAAAGCUCAGCUCGAAAACUCCAUAUUCGCCAGCUUUCAGAACCAUCUUUAGCUACUAAAUAUUGAUGCAGUCAUUUUCUGUAAGACUGUACCAGUCAUAUUAACUAUUGUGGAGGAAUUUCACUCUUCUUUACUACAUUGAAGUUUGCAGGUAUCCUUCUUGACUGCUGCUCUCUUUAAGGGUCCUAUCACAGGAUUUCAGUGAAGCUGAAUUCUGGACUUUGAAUGGGCCAUUGCUGCACCUUGACUCUUCUUUUUCUGCUAUUCUGUUGUGGAUUUGCUGCUCUUUUUAGAUAAUUGUAUCAUUUUCCCGAGCACACUUGAAACUUUUGUGCAAAGAAAAAUUAUGGUGGCAUCUUUUCUCAGUUUAAACCCUAGAAUUGAAAGAGGGAAUACUUUCUCUUGUCCUAGACUGUUCACAUUAGAAUUUGUGAAGUUGAAAAAAAAAGUGUGAGAAAUUUGACCAAAAUAGCUAUUUUUAUUAAAUUGUUGUGCACCAUUCUUAAGGCAUUAAAUAUAAUAUUCUAGUUUUUUUAAAUGUUUCACAGCCGUAUUUAUUAUAUUGUGCUUACAUUUUUAGUUAAUUCUAUCAGCCUUCUUUGGUGGGGUCUUUAGCUCUACUGUUAAGCCCACAAUUAUUCAUACACCUGGCAGAUUCAGAUGGAAAGAAGAUUGUUUUUGAUACAAAAUAAUAGAGCCAUCAAAAUAUAAAACAAUAUAAAAAAAACUGUCUCAAUUUUAAACGUUUUGUUUUUCUUUGCCAUAACCCUAUCACUGUUAUUCAGAACAAACUUAUAUAUAAAUCUGCCUGGGGUUUGAACAAUUUUGCACUUAAUUUUAGAUGUGAUUUGUUGAUGUGAAACUAUCAUACAAGCACCCAGUACUCUGGGAAAUAUUGUGCAAAUAUUUCAAAUGCAACAUCCCCCACACUUUAGCUUUAAUUCAUUACAGCUGCUUCAAAUGUAUCAUAAGUUUGAUGUCUUUUUAAAACUAUUUUUCAGCUUUGCUAAAAAUGCUAUAAUGUAACCUACCUAAAACUUGAAUUGUUAGAAUAAAUACUCUUAAGGUUUUUCAUCCAGAAGUUGGGUUAUUUUAAUGCUGAGGAACUUUCUAGGAAGACUCAUGCCUGGUUGGCAUAAUUUAUAGUAGCUAGAUGAAACAUUUCUUUGUUGAUACAAAUUGUAUCCUUAAACCUUUUAAACAAUGUCAUUGUUUUAUAUGAAAGUCUUUGAACAAAAGGGUUUUGAGCUGGAUAUUUUAGAUUUUGUGGUUUAUUUUUGCCACCUUUGGUACCGAGGCUUUUAGUGGAGAGGGAUUUUUAUUCCUUUCUAUUUGCCAGAUCAUGAUAGUGCAAGAAUUUGAAACUGUCAAGUGUAAUUUUGGGAGCAAUUCUUGUUUGUGAAUCUAAAUUUUAAUACAAUUCAGUUCGAAAUAAAGAAUGAAUCUUUACCGUUGGUUGGGAAAAGUCUGAGUGGGUGUGGGUGUCAGAAUGUGUCAGCUGUGGUAUUCUCGUUACUCAUUGGACAGUUAAAAGUUAAAAACAGGUCUAAAAACAAACAACUUGUACUAGAUUAAGUCAAUGUUUAUGAAAAGGUUAUCAGAUUAGUGCAAUGGGAUUUAAACAUUGCCUUUCCUAAAAUUUAUAACCACAUUUGUACUCCUGCCUAGUUGGGAAAGCAUCUGCAGGAUGUUUAAUAGAAAAUCGAUUCCCCUCCAAAGUCUGACCCCUUCUCACUUGGUACUUCAUACAGACUGGAACAAAGAGGUUUGCAUCCUGCUCAUGUGGCACUUUGUGCCACUUCUGGGGAUGUGCUAUUAACAGUUUUUGGAUAUAAAAAACAAUUCAUGUAUGAGGGCAAAGCUAUUUUUGUAUUAUCAUAAGGCUUUUUGGAAACCUAUUUUUAUAACUCCAUUUUAGCUGAAGAAUAGAUUUAGUAUGUGUGACUGAUGCUGAAUAUAAAGUCAAACAAUUGCUUUCUUUGCUAACAUAAUGCUGUGAACAGAUUUAACCAAAAACGUGACUUAAAGUGAUUUCAGAUUAAACUAGAUGCAAAUUAAAAGCCCAAAUGUAUACCGUUUGGGAGGUAUUAUUCUUUUAUUCCCAAAAUCAAUAUAGGACUCAAGGCAACUUUCAGCCCUCAUCAUUUUAUAACAUUUAGCCUGAGGUGUUCUCACAGUUCCAUUCAUGCAAUAGUGCUUGGCCAAAUAGAUUUAGUGUGGGUUUUCUGAGAACACACAUCUCCAUCUACAGUUAGCUUUAAGUUCACUCUGAACAAACGUUUAUAUAUCAAUGUGUGGCUUUGUCUUGUCAAAGGCUGUAAUUUGUCACGUAAUUCUUUUUUAGACAUUGUGUCAGUUACAAAAGGUGUUGAAUAAUAUUAACUGGUGUUAAUUUUGUCAAAACAUAAUUUCUAAUUUGCUGAAUCAAAACUUAAUUUCUGCAACAGCAAUAAGUGAGGGCUGUCAUUUUUGGGGCCCAAGCCAAAUAAAUAAGUAGGUUACAGCUUUCCAGCAUUUCUUUGUGCUCAGGCUAAAGGUGGUUACAUUAAACCAAAAUACAUUUAAAAUUGGAGGCUCAGGUGUUUAUAAUUGUUUUAUAUCAACUAUCCCAUUCAAUAUGAAGAGAUUUAAAGCAAAAGAUGUUCCAGUGCUGGGUUCUAAAGAUCACAAAAGUGUUAACUGUGCUAAUGGAUAUUUAAUGAUUAAAAUCAGUAAAGUUAAAUAUUAUAAAUUUCAGUUUAAACAAGGUUAAAAAAUAUAAAUACAAGAUACAUUUAAUCUGAAACUGUAAAGCUUGUGGCCCAAAAGGAUGCCUGGUCUAAAAAGAAAAAAAUUGUAAAGCAUGUUCCCCUAACUGAGGUUUAUCACUGAUACUUGGUUCAUCUUAUUUGCAUAACAGCUGGAUUUUUCUUUUGUUUUUGAAAAACAAAAAGACAUCUUGGAAACAUUAAAGCUUGAGGUAUUAAACUGUAAGUCAAUAAGAGAAACCUGAUUCUAAUAUGGAUUCUGGAAAAUUGUCUAAAGCAUGCUAACUGGUUCUGUACAUGAUUUAACCAUGACUAAUAAAACCCUACUCAAACUUCAA
Girardinichthys multiradiatus is the source of this 7183-nucleotide messenger RNA. Its product is annotated as probable ribonuclease ZC3H12C. NCBI's taxonomy places the organism in Eukaryota, Metazoa, Chordata, Actinopteri, Cyprinodontiformes, Goodeidae. The transcript is spliced from 6 exons. The record is from RefSeq and is a predicted model, not a curated record. Gene Ontology annotation, cellular component: nucleus; cytoplasmic ribonucleoprotein granule. Gene Ontology annotation, molecular function: metal ion binding; RNA endonuclease activity; mRNA binding. Bases 246 to 2900 code for a protein of 884 amino acids.